GGGACAGUUGUGCCGCGGGACAUGAAGGAGACAAAUCUUUCGCGGUUGGAUCCGUUAUGUUCCCAGAAAGAGACGCGCACAAAGGAAAACGGAACAAGAACACUGCAUCCUGUAAAGUGACUGCUGAAAGUAACCAAUGGAGAUUACCGUUUCUUCAUUGCUGAUAACUUUUUACUUUUUGCUGACACUUUUACCUGGUAAUGAUGUAUGACACCAAGAAGCAUAACUGAAGCCCUCCACCCAUCCCGCCUUGUCGGGCGUCAAAGCCUUGCACAAUAUGGUGUACGGGCAGAUCCUCCACAGAUGGGGCCCGGACGACGGCUUUAUCAACCUCAACGUGGGCGGCUACAAGCAGAAGGUGUCCCGCAGCCUCCUGCUCUGCUUCCCCAACACCCGCCUGGGACGCCUGCUCUUUUGCCGCUCCGAGGAGGCCAUCCUGGAGCUGUGCGACGACUACGGGGUGGCGGAGCGCGAGUACUACUUUGACCGCAACCCGCGCUUCUUCCUCUACGUCCUCAACUUCUACAACACGGGCAAGAUCCACCUGAUGGAGGAGCUGUGCGUGCUGUCCUUCAGCCAGGAGCUGGAGUACUGGGGCAUCAAGGAGCUGCACCUGGACUCCUGCUGCAGCAACAAGUACCAGGAGCAGAAAGAGUGCGUGGCGGCAGGCGACUGGGACCGCAGGAGCGACGACGGCCAGCAGAACCCGAUGGCUCAGGGCAGCGUGGACUCUUCCAUGGAGGAGCUGUCGGCCUUGGACAAGGACAUCGAGAUGUUCGAGGGCACCUGGUGCUCGGAGCGCCGCAAGUACGUCUGGCUGCUCCUGGAGAACCCCGGGUACUCGAGCGGCGCCAAGGUGAUCGCCAUCGCCUCGCUGAGCGUGGUGCUCACCUCCAUCGUGGCCAUGUGCGUGCACAGCAUGCCCGAGUUCCAGCAGGUGGACGCCAACGACAAGGAGAUCGAGGACCCCGUGCUGGCCGUGUUUGAGGCGGUCUGCAUCGUCUGCUUCUCCGUGGAGUUCAUCCUGCGCAUGCUGGUGACGCCGUGCCUGCGCAAGUUCUGCUGCAACACGCUGAACAUCAUCGACUUUGUGUCCAUCAUCCCGUACUACGCCACGCUGGCCUUUGACCCCGUGGAGGAGGAAAACGAGGAGCUGGAGAACGUGGGCAAAGUGGUGCAGAUCCUGCGUCUGAUGCGCAUCUUCCGCAUCCUGAAGCUGGCGCGGCACUCGGUGGGGCUGCGCUCGCUGGGCGCCACGCUGCGCCACAGCUACAACGAGGUGGGCCUGCUCUUGCUCUUCCUCUCCGUGGGCAUCUCCAUCUUCUCGGUGCUCAUCUACUUUGUGGAGAAGGAGGAGGACGAGUCGGAGCUGCAGAACAUCCCAGUGGGCUGGUGGUGGGCCACCAUCAGCAUGACCACCGUGGGCUAUGGGGACACGUACCCGGUCACGCUGGCCGGGAAGCUGAUCGGCACCCUGUGCAUCGUCUGCGGCCUGCUGGUGGUGGCGCUGCCCAUCACCAUUAUCUUCAACAAGUUCUCCAAGUACUACCAGAGACAGAAGGCGGUGGACGCCAACCAGGGCAAUAACGAGCUGAAGGUGCGCGACCCCAGCCUGCUGAACUUUCACCUUAACGACCUCUACUCACGGAAAACGCACUCUCUCCUGUCCUCCAGGAGUAGCUUGGCUAGCGAUGGCGAGGGCACGGACGCUUCCAGCAUCCGAGAUGUGGAGACGGUUUGCCCUGUUGUUUAAUGUGGGGUGAUGGGGUGGGGAGAGAGAGAGCGAGAGCAAGAGCGAGGCAUAAACCUCAGUGCAGAGAGAAAAAGACAAAACUGAGCAAAGAGAUGGAGGCCAAAAAGUAAACAACAUAAAGCACUUUUAGUAACUCAGGGGAAAAAAAGCACUCUUCUCUCAGUAUUCUUCACCGAUUGGACAAAACUGCUAAGAGUCUUCACAGAACCAGGUGAACACAUCGACUUCCCACUUAGCGGCCAGCAUCAAUAAGGUGAUAUAUAAUAUAGCCUACAGUAGGUCAUUGCUGUCAAGUCGAGAAAGCAAAUUUAUUUUUUAAAGCGAUGAUUUAAUGCUCGAUAAUUGUAUUAAUUAUUCAUACGAUGCCUGAAAGGAAAUCGAUUUGAAUGUUUCUUGGAAACGUCCGAUCAGAUGUUUGACAUGUGAUGAUGGCAUGUUAUUGCAUUCUUCUUAACCUUUAACACUUUGACUUUGCAUGUGGUCAUUGAAUAAAAUGCAAUCUGUAUCAUGUGCAAAUUUUGCUAAUUGUUUUGAAUGAUGGCUCUCUACAUAAGUAGUAAUUACACUGUAAAAUGGUAUGUUUAAGCUUAGACGAGAUGGCACACUGUUGUCUUAAAGAUGUGCAAAGUCUGAGAAUGCCACAAAAAUCAGCUGACUCAAUGAUGAGUUAUGAUUGUCCUCUGUAGGAGAGUGGCUCUAAACUGCUUAACUGAGUUUUC
Messenger RNA from Engraulis encrasicolus (European anchovy), 2472 nucleotides. RefSeq names its product potassium voltage-gated channel, delayed-rectifier, subfamily S, member 3a (gene kcns3a). The record is from RefSeq and is a predicted model, not a curated record. Gene Ontology annotation, molecular function: protein binding; voltage-gated potassium channel activity. NCBI's taxonomy places the organism in Eukaryota, Metazoa, Chordata, Actinopteri, Clupeiformes, Engraulidae. The coding region runs from base 278 to 1753 and encodes 491 amino acids. The transcript has 2 exons. Gene Ontology annotation, cellular component: membrane; voltage-gated potassium channel complex. Gene Ontology annotation, biological process: potassium ion transmembrane transport; protein homooligomerization.